Chelmon rostratus (copperband butterflyfish) is the source of this 4050-nucleotide messenger RNA. RefSeq names its product schwannomin-interacting protein 1. Gene Ontology annotation, biological process: positive regulation of hippo signaling. The record is from RefSeq and is a predicted model, not a curated record. The coding region runs from base 319 to 1170 and encodes 283 amino acids. Gene Ontology annotation, cellular component: plasma membrane; cell junction. NCBI's taxonomy places the organism in Eukaryota, Metazoa, Chordata, Actinopteri, Chaetodontiformes, Chaetodontidae. The transcript has 7 exons.
CUAAAAGUUGGAGCCUUUGUUCGUUUGUUUGAAACAGAAGUGAGUGGAUGCCUGAAAGGUGUCCAAAAAGAUUUAACUGCCAAGACACAAUAUAAGUAAGAAGGCCGACUGAGACGAAUGAGAUUUGAACGGGUCCUGUGGACAUAUUUUCCGCUUGUUUUGGCUCGUUGAGUAAGAAGACAGGGAGUGAACUCCUGAUGGAAAGCAGGGAAGGGGGAAGAUAACGAGGAGGAGCUGAGGAGCUAUGUGGCGAAGCUCUCACCUACUUAUCUGACAACGAGACCAGUAGAGCUGUUGGUUUAUUUCAGAGAAAGUGAGAUGGAGGGGGAGAAGGAAAGACAGAGGCAGCAGCGAGAAGAGAAGGAGAGUAACGAGGCAGAAGACGAAAGGAGGAGUGAUGACGACACUGACAAUGAUGAGGAGGAGGAUGAGGGUUCGGAGGGUGCAGCACUGGUGUGGCAGGAAAGCUACGGUGAGGACAAUCUGGGCCUUCCCAUCAUGCACUGGGAGGCAUUGAGCCUGCGCAUCGCUGAGCUAGAGAAGCAAGAAGAAGAAAAGAAGGACAAGAGGGCAAAGAGUGGAGUUUCUUCUCUGGAGCGAGGCAGAACUCCACUGAGUUGGACAGAGGAGAGAGGAAAGAGGGCAGAGAAGUGGGAGGACGGAGAUGAUGCCUGUAACAGUCAUGUGCUGGCACUUACCUCCCGCCUGCAGACACAGAUGAAUCUUCAGCUCUGCUUCAUCAACAACAGUGAAAGUGAGGAGGAGGAGAUGGAGAAGGAGGAAGAAAUCAACAAGGAGGAACGCAGCAACACACGACUAAUGAAGAAAGGGACUGUUCAUGUCCACAAGAAUCCUCAGCCUCCUACCAAGACAGAAAAACCAAAAUCCAGAGGCUUCAGGAACACUCUGAGGAACCUACGAGACAGACUGAGAACAGACCACAAAACUUCGACUGCAGCUUGUAGUGAUCUUUUAGUCCAGAGGAGACAUUUGGAGCACAGUGAUUUACAAAACUUCAGUAUUAAGGAGCUGAAUGCUCUUUCCAUGUCUCUCAGCCAGGCCAUACAAGACCUGAGCUCAGAGCUGGUGGGUAGCCUCCAGGUUCGAGACCAGCUGAGGACAGAGCAGGACGCCAUGCUGCUGGAGGUCCAGGAUUUGACAUCGCUGUGAACCUGCCAGUUGCUCCCAGCUGAAGUUCACCUGUCAAGUCAGGAAGGAUUAUGUCACAGGAACAUUUGAACAAGUGUCACACUCUGUGAGAACUUUGUUGUGAGUCAGACGGUACCACAGUGGCCUCCACAAACAUCUCAGUCAGUCCCUCCUGCUGUUGGUCUGACCAGCCAAUCACUGUGAAGAGUGUCACUCCCUGAAAGGACUUGGACAUUCAGUUGCAUAGUAUUUUUUAGUAUUUUUUCUUCUGUGUUGUGUGUUUAUUGGGGAAACUUUGUCUCACUUGAUGACAUGCAUGUGCAUGUGACAGAACCAGCUUUGUCUUAGGAGCUGCGGUCACAGUGUCAGAGCCAUAUGGUACCAUCAACUACUGAAACCGAGCUGGACACAGCAAAUAGUGAAUGGUGGCCUUAAAGGAACAUGAUCUUUUACCUUCUUACUCUGAGUCAGAUUAAAAGACCAGUACAAAUUUCACCUCCACCAUGCCCAUAGCACAUAAAUGUCUGGGUCAUGCUAAAUUCAUCUUAGCACCAAGACUGGAAGCAGACUUAACACACCAUCAACAUUUUUGUAUAUGCCUAUUCUGAACUUCAUGCAGAAAGACGUUUCAAACAUGUUUGGACAAAAGCAACAAAAGACCGGGAAAGUUGUGGAAUGCUCCAAAAUCACCUGUGUGGAUCAUUCCACAGGUAAACAUGUUCAUUGGUAACAUGUUUGGGUAUGAAAGGAGCAUCCUGGAAAGGCUCAGUUCACAAGCAAUGGGUCUCUCAGCUUCAGCAGUAAAGAUGACAUUUUGCUUUUCAUGGUUCUUAACAAAAGAAAAAUAACAUUUUGCUUCAGCAAAUCUGGAUGAAGUGAGAGCAUGUUGAGUUUGAAACAUCAGAAUGUUCAUUGAACGGAUGUGUCCAGUGUUGGUGAAAGUUUCAGCGUUCAGCCUUAACGGUAUCCUGUGGAGGCUUUGACCACCAGUAGCACAAUGGAGCAAAGAUCAACAGGUCAUCAAACCAAAAUUGUUGUUCUAUGCCAGUUCACAACCAAAAUUUGUCAAACAUAUCUCUGUUAAGUAAAUAGCUCUUGCGUUUUUUGCUAUCUAACAUUCCUAACUUCACUUAAAAUUAGUUGUUUUUAAAAUUAGCUUCUCUAGUUAGUAUAUGUCGGUCUUUAACUGGCUGUUAUUGUUGACUUCCCAAAACAGGUAGUGUCACUAUAGGCUCAGUCAUGAAGUGGAAUUGAAGAGGACAGAAAAAAUGUACAUUUUUACUAGACAUGUUGCCAUCCAACUAUGUUAUUCCUGCUUUGUUACUUCCUGAUGUUCACUAAAAAUAGUGUCAGAGGAUGAAUCUUGCUUUGCAGUUCCACAGUUCAUCAUAUAACUUGGUUGGAGCUUCUACAAAAACAGCAGGACAAUAUUUAGCCUUUUAAAAGCAGAAGGUGGAAUAGCAUCAAUAUCACAACACAUAGCAAUCUGUAAAGUUAAGGAUAUCUUUUGUCGACACUGGAGCAAAGCUUACAUGUUGUUGUGUUUAGCAUCCAUUCUAAAUGCUUAAAGUGCAAUUAAAAAGGGAUUCCUGUUAAGAAGCUAUUAAUUCUGCCAACUGAACAAUCUGUCUUUGUUUUCUACUUUAUUAAGUGUAGUUAUGUUCUCUGAUCUUUUUGGAAGAUGUUACGUGUUUUUUUUUUUAUUAUGCAUGUGUAGGCUUUUUAGCUGGAGAACUAAAUUUGAUGUUAUGUACAACAAAGUAAGCACAUUUUUAUUUUUCUUCACUAAAGUGCCUUUUCUGGCUAUGUAAGGGAAGAUAUCAUUUAUCUUUUUAUUCAACAGUUAGCUUUUUUAGUCUUGGCAUAAGGUCUUAAUAUUUAUCAUUGAACAGUAUACAAAACAAUGUUUACAUAUUGUCUUUAUAACUUCAGUAUAAAAAACAUUUCCACAGUACUAAGUCCAUCAUUAUAUGUCAUCAGGAUGUCAUGUCAUCCUCACUACUCCUCUGCUCUCAUUUUCUCUUUUUAACGAAAUACUGCUCCCAUUCACAAAGUAACUGCAUUGAACUUUGACCUUUUUUGUUUGCUGUUUGGCUACCACUCAACACUUAAUGCAAUACAGUAUGUUUCACAUUUAGAGCCUUCCAACAGCUCAUUCCUGGUGAGCUGUUUGUGUGAGCUACUUCAGGAAGUGUUGACUUUUCAUUCACAGUAACUCAACACAGAAAAAAGACGAAGCUAUUUGAACCAUGUGAUGACGCUGAAUUUAUGGCAUUUACCUGCCAUUUAUUAGAAACCAGUAAUUAUUUGCAUACCAGAUUUAAUUUCUGAAUUUUCAGCACACAUUAAGCAUAUACAGGAUACCCAAUAUUAUAGACCAAGUGACAGCAAGAUGUUCUCAACACUGUUAGCAACCAGCAGUUGAUCACUUUAGUGUGUUGGGCUCUAAUAACUGAGUGGACAUUACAGUACACUCAGCUGUAGCGUUUCUGAGACAGACAUUUAAAAAAAUGCAAAAUUCAAUGAGCAUAUUCCAAAUAAUAUAAAGAGGUAGCACAUCCCAAGUUACUAAGUCAAGAAGGAUAAAAUACUCACAUUUCACAUGUUUAUUCUGGUUCACAUCACAAUAGAAAAACACUAAAGCGUUUUGGCACAGAGCCUUCAGGCUUAAUGAUAAUUUAGAUUUAGUCUUAAUGUUGUAUCAUUCUGUGUAUUGAAAAAUUGUCAAAUCAACUUGAGAUUGAUCUCACCCUCCAUUUCUUUUAAUUUAUGUGUGGGGUUGACCAUUUUGUUUACAUUUGGUAUCAGAUUGUGCCUUCAAAUGAAUAAAGUAUUUGUCAAGUCAGCGAUGUAUAUUGUGUGUAUGUGUAUUGGUCAGUGGAUAAAUAAAUAGUCUCCUGU